Molecule: messenger RNA, 4449 nt
Organism: Linum tenue
Lineage: Eukaryota; Viridiplantae; Streptophyta; Magnoliopsida; Malpighiales; Linaceae
Source: the annotation of a GenBank genome assembly
CGAGACGACAGCAGAGACAAACGGAGCGGCCAUGGACUCCGACACAUAACAGAUUUCCUUCUCUUCCCCCCCAGCCAUUUUUCCUCCCCGAGACAAACAACGGAUGUCUCUCGCCGGAACGCCGCCGCAUCCCGCGGCGGACUCCUCCCCAUGGGAAUGCAUGCUCCCCGGCCCGCCGUCCCGCAACAACUUCGGCUCCGUCGACAUUUCCCCCUCCGGCCUCCUCGCCUUCCCAUCCGGAUCCUCAAUCUCCGUCGUCGACUCCCGCUCCCUCCAGCACAUCUCCACCAUCCCGCUCCCCGCCCCUUCUUCCCCCUCCUCCUCCUCCGCCUCCGCCGCCGCCGCCGCUCUCUCCCCGUUCGUCACCUCCGUCCGCUGGACUCCCCUCCCCCUCAGCCGCGACCUCCUCGUCACCGAGCCGUCCUCCUCCCACCUCAUCCUCGCCGUCGGGGACCGGCACGGCCGGAUCGCGCUCGUCGACUUCCGCCACAAAUCCGUCCUCCUCUGGCUCGAUUCCUCCGAUUCCGCCUCCAAGUCCGGAAUUCAGGACCUCUGCUGGAUCCUAUUCCGCCCCGACGCCUACAUCCUCGCGGCGAUCUCCGGCCCCUCGACGCUCUCCCUCUACAACGCCACCACGGGACACUGCUUCUUCAAGUACGAUUCGACUCCCGAGCUCCUCUCCUGCGUCCGCCGCGAUCCGUUCGAUCCCCGGCAUUGCUGCGUGAUUGGACUCAAGGGCUUCCUGCUCUCCAUCGUGGUGCUGGGAGAAGCGGAGGACGAGGUUGUGGUCGAGGUGCUUCGGAUUCCUACCGAUUGCACGGAGUUUCUGAAGCUCGAGAGGGAUGCUGCCAGCAAUGGAUCGUCCUCCUCCUCCACGCCAGCGGCGGCCGCCUUCCCGCGGUACUCCGUGAAGCUGACGUUCUCGCCGCAGUGGAGGCACAUUCUGUUCGUGACGUUUCCUAGAGAACUGGUGGUUUUCGAUUUGCAGUAUGAGACCGCGCUUUCCAGUUCUUCCCUGCCGAGAGGGUGCUCCAAGUUUCUGGAUGUGUUGACGGAUCCGAACAGCGACUUCUUGUACUGUGCGCACUUGGAUGGCAAGCUAAGCGUCUGGCGGCGAAAAGAAGGAGAGCAGGUGCACUUAUGUUGUGCAAUGGAAGAACUAAUGCCUUCAAUCGGCUCUUCUGUUCCUUCGCCGUCAUUACUUGCUGUAACCAUCUGUCAAUCAGAGUCAACGCUCCAGAAUGUUGCCAAGUUAUACCGGGAUGUGCCUAACACUCCUCAGACCAAGGAUUUUGAUAAUCCUUUUGAUUUCUAUGAGGAGACUCAACUUAUUUCUAAGUCACACAUGAUUUCAAUUUCUGAUGAUGGCAAAGUAUGUAAUUGGCUUCUGACUGCUAAAGAGAUAGUAGAAAGGGAUGUCGAGGUUAUCCCAUACACAGGAGAGGAUGCUGAUGGUAUAGCUUCCACUGACGGUAUCAACCUGGAAAGAAACAAGCAGCAGGAAAAUUUGAGCGGCAAUAAAGGUCGGUCAUCAUCUGUUGCCAGUGAGGAGAAUACAACAUUCAAGAUAUGCUUGGUUGGGCAGUUGCAGCUUCUUUCUUCAACAUUAACAAUGCUGGCGGUGCCAUCUCCUUCUCUAACAGCUACUUUAGCUCGUGGGGGAAAUUAUCCUGCUGUAGCUAUCCCACUUGUUGCUUUAGGAACUCAGAGUGGAAUGAUUGAUAUUGUUGAUGUCUCUGCUAAUGCUGUUGCGGCUAGUUUUUCUGUUCACACAAGCGCAGUUCGUGGUCUGCGAUGGCUUGGAAACUCUAGAUUGGUUUCAUUUUCUUACAAUCAGGCUAAUGAAAAAACUGGAGGUUAUGUCAAUAGGCUUGUCGUGACCUGUGUUAGAAGUGGCCUUAACAGACCAUUUCGAGUUUUACACAAGCCAGAGCGAGCACCAAUUAGAGCUUUACGGGCUUCUUCAUCAGGAAGGUACCUCCUUAUUUUGUUUCGUGAUGCACCCGUGGAAGUUUGGGCAAUGACAAAAAGUCCCAUUAUGCUUAGAUCAUUAGCUCUUCCAUUCACGGUGUUGGAAUGGACCCUUCCAACCGUUCCAAAGCCAGUCCAGAAUGGUCCUUCUACGCCAAAAGCAAAGGAAGGUACACCUAGAGCAUCAGAUGGAUCAUCCACCCCAACUGCGAGCUCAGAUACAUCUCAAGAUGAAGCCGCAGAAAGCUUUGCAUUUGCACUUGUGAAUGGAGCACUUGGAGUUUUUGAGGUUCACGGACGGAAAAUCCGAGAUUUUAGACCAAAAUGGCCUUCUUCUUCAUUUGUUGCAUCCGAUGGACUAAUCACAGCAAUGGCCUACCGGUUGCCUCAUGUGGUAAUGGGGGACAGAACAGGGAACAUAAGGUGGUGGGAUGUAACAACUGGGUCAUCUUCAUCAUUUAAUACUCACCGAGAGGGGAUUCGAAGGCUUAAGUUCUCUCCUGUAGUCCCUGGAGAUCAAAGCAGAGGCCGGAUAGCUGUGCUUUUCUAUGAUAAUACAUUUUCUGUAUUCGAUCUUGUAAGUUUGAAACCCUUCCAAUGUGUGUUUAUUUUUUACUUCAAUGUGCAGGAUUCACCAGACCCGUUAGCUAAUUCCCUUCUCCAGCCCCAGUUUCCUGGAACUUUAGUGUUGGAACUCGAUUGGUUGCCCCUGAGAACAGAUAAACAUGACCCUCUGGUAUUGUGUAUUGCUGGAGCUGAUAGUAGCUUUCGCCUUCUUGAAGUUAAUGUGCAAGAUAAAAGACAUGGCUAUAUACCUCAGCCUCAGCCAGUUAAAGAGAGAUUCCGCCCUGUUCCCAUUUGCUCUCCCAUACUGCUACCUACUCCCCAUGCACUGGCUUUGCGAAUGAUCUUGCAAUUGGGUGUGAAGCCUUCAUGGUUUAAUACUUGUAGCACAGCCAUUGAUAAGAGACCACAGUCAAUUCCUGAGGCUUCUUCAUCAGCAGGAGAUUUACGUAGUUACAUGAUCGAUCUACCAGCUAUUGGCGAUUCUGUGGUGCCAGAAAUGCUCCUUAAAGUCUUGGAACCAUAUCGAAAAGAAGGCUGCAUACUUGAUGAUGAAGUAGCAAAACUCUAUGCAACUGUGGUAAAUAAAGGUUCGGCUGUAAGGUUUGCAUUUGCAGCUGCUAUUUUUGGCGAAGCCUCAGAAGCACUCUUCUGGAUGCAAUUGCCUCGUGCUGUGAAGCAUUUGAUGAGCAAAUUAGUUAGCAAGUCACCGUUGAAAUCUGCACUGUCGGCAACAGUGGCAGAGCUAGAUGGUGCAGUUAUGUUGACCAGAAUCAUCUCGAGGGAGAAGUCAUUGGUUACUAUGGGGAAUACGGACUCGUUGCAGAAUCAGGGUCAACUUAGAUUAAUGGCUUUUCAGCAAGAAGAGUUGUGGGAGAGUGCCAAUGAGCGUAUUCCUUGGCACGAGAAACUGGAGGGAGAAGCAGCCAUGCAGAAUCAAGUGCACGAACUCGUGACGGUUGGGAACUUAGAAGCAGCUGUUAGUUUGUUGCUUUCCACUCCUCCAGAGAGCAACUACUUCUACUCGAAUGCCCUACGUGCAGUGGCUCUUUCUUCUGCUGUGUCCAAGUCUCUCCUUGAACUUGCAGUCAAGGUUGUUGCAGCCAACAUGGUCAGGACUGACAGAUCACUCUCUGGUACUCAUCUACUUUGUGCUGUUGGAAGGCAUCAAGAAGCAUGUUCACAGCUGCAAGAUGCUGGGUGCUGGACUGAUGCUGCAACUCUGGCAGCUACUCAUUUGAAAGGAUCAGAUUAUGCAAGGGUGCUGCAGAGGUGGGCAGGCCAUGUUCUUCACACGGAGCACAAUGUCUGGAGGGCACUUAUACUAUACGUUGCUGCCGGUGCUUUGCCCGAGGCAUUGGCAGCACUCCGCGAAGCGCACCAACCCGAUACAGCUGCCAUGUUCAUCCUUGCCUGCCGUGAAAUCCACUCCGAAAUCCUCACGAAUUCGGAGGACGAACUAGAUGGCCCGUCAGUCAAGGAUCCGCCGCCUAACUUGCCUGGUUUAGACCCGGAGAACGAAGAUGUUUUGGUCGUCGGUGAGUACUUCGGACAGUACCAAAGGAAACUGGUGCAUCUCUGCAUGGAUUCGCAGCCAUAUUACGAUUAAAAGUGGCCACCAACGAACCAUUACUACUAGAAGUAGCAACUGAUGCGAGAUUCAUCGCUAUCAACGGCAGCAAACAUUCCUGCUGCAAGGAUGAACCGCUCAUUGUUGCCAGUGUACUUCGGCUGCCACCGGAGUUUUUGCAGGUAGAUCGUCAUUUCGACAUAAUCGAUUAUGACGGAAGGUAAAUUGUUUUAUAGCUUCAUUCUUUUUGCAACAAUCUUUUCCCCUGCUAAGACCAAAUUCUUGAGAUGGUUCCAAAUUCCAAUAUGAUGCUUUAUUGUGGCGGGAAAUUUUGAGAAUUUAUA